This is a messenger RNA of Oryza sativa Japonica Group (Japanese rice), 1573 nucleotides long. RefSeq lists its product as uncharacterized. The record is from RefSeq and is a predicted model, not a curated record. Gene Ontology annotation, molecular function: protein binding. NCBI's taxonomy places the organism in Eukaryota, Viridiplantae, Streptophyta, Magnoliopsida, Poales, Poaceae.
UCCAUAUGAAAAUUGAUCCGACAGACAGAAAACCCCAAAAAAUGAGUGAGGCGGAGAUGACAAGCCGCCGCCGGCGUCCCACCUCGCCGGCGCCGGCGCAGCCGCUGGAAGACGACGACCUUCUCUCCGAGAUCCUCCUCCGCCUCCCGCCGCUGCCGUCCUCCCUCCCCCGCGCCUCCGUCGUCUGCAGCCGCUGGCGCCUCAUCGUCUCCGACCCCGGCUUCCUCCGCCGCUUCCAAUCCCGCCACCGGAAGCAUCCCCUCCUCGGCUUCUUCAAGGCCGGGUUCAGGAGAGUAGACCCCACCUUCAUCCCCACGCUGGACCCGCCGGACCGCAUCCCCGCCGCGCGCUUCUCCUGGCGGCUCCCCGGCGGCGACGAUGACCGCUACUCCAUGUUCGGAUGCCGCCAUGGCCUCGUCCUUCUCUUCAACUGGGUUCUUCACCGGCUCAUGGUAUGGGACCCCGUCACCGGCGACCGGCGCGCCGUGGACAUUCCUGGCUCGUUCCUCGACGGCCAUGGCAGGAGUCUCGUGGUCGUCUUCCGGGGGGCGGUGCGUUGCGUCGUCGACGGAGGCUGCCACUUUGAGGUAGCCAUACUAGGCAAUCACCCACUGCAAACACGGCUCUUCACCUGCGUUUACUCAUCCAAGACCGGCGAUUGGGGCAAUGUCAUCUCAACCGAGUUUUAUUCAGCGGGUUACAUCUGUCAUCAUUCUAGUGCACUGGUUGGGAAUUCUGUUUACUGGUUGUUCCAGGGUGAUGGAAUCUCCAUCCUUCAGUUCGAUUUCGAUACGCAGGGACUAGCCCGGAUCGAUGUGCCACCGGAUGUGCAUGCCCAUGUGGUUACCUACUACCAGAUUCGGAUCAUGCCAGCAGAGGAUGGUGGGCUUCUCCUCCUUGUUCUGCCAGAAUUUAGCCUCAAUGUGUGGAAGUAUCAAGGCCAAUUGUGAUGGGUGUUGCUGGAUGGAUGCUGGAAAAAACAAUUGAACUGGACAGGCUUCUUUCCGUCGAACCAGGGCGUCAUGGAGCUGCACCAACUAUUCUGGGCUUUGUGGAGGAACAUAAUGAAGUAUUGCUGUGCACAGAUAUUGGUGCCUUCAUGGUCAAUCUGCACUCAAUGCAAUUCAAGAAGCUUUCCCAAACCAUGGAACCAGGAUUUUAUCAUCCAUUCACUAGUUUUUAUACUAAGAAAAUGUUGCCCGAAUGAUGGAUGAUCUUAAUAGUAUUUGACCAUGUUGGUUGCUGGAGAGGUAUUCCUUGUGAUUUUGCUGAAUUUUGGAUGACUGAUUAUCUUUGCCAGGUAUUACCAAGUCAGGUAUUUUAUAUGUCAGUCCAAGCAGCUGUUGUCUGGCCACGUGUGCCUAAUAUAACAUGGCUCGUUAAAUAGCGACAAUGUAAGCAUGUUCAGGUGCUGUAAGGAUAUCCCUUUGUCUGUAAUUCUGUACGGUGACACAUUGAGUCCUUUUGUGUUUGCUGUGAACCUAUGACUCGAUGUUCUCUAUCUAGUCGACAAAACUGAAGAAUCUCUUCACUUUGGUAUAAUAUGUCAUUUGUGAUAAUCCUUGCGAGUUCA